AGAGUGACUGUGGCCAAGCUCACAUUGGAGAAUUUUUACAGCAACCUAAUUUUACAGCAUGAAGAGAGAGAAACCAGGCAGAAGAAACUAGAAGUGGCCAUGGAAGAAGAAGGAUUGGCAGAUGAAGAGAAAAAGUUACGCCGAUCACAACAUGCUCGCAAGGAAACAGAGUUUUUACGACUCAAGAGGACCAGACUUGGCUUGGAUGACUUCGAGUCUCUGAAAGUUAUAGGAAGAGGAGCAUUUGGAGAGGUGAGGCUGGUCCAGAAGAAAGACACAGGCCAUAUCUAUGCAAUGAAGAUAUUGAGAAAAGCUGAUAUGCUUGAAAAAGAGCAGGUGGCUCAUAUCCGAGCAGAAAGAGAUAUUUUGGUAGAAGCAGAUGGUGCCUGGGUGGUGAAGAUGUUUUACAGUUUCCAAGAUAAGAGGAAUCUUUAUCUAAUCAUGGAAUUUCUCCCUGGAGGUGACAUGAUGACGUUGCUAAUGAAGAAGGAUACCUUGACAGAAGAGGAAACACAGUUCUACAUUUCAGAGACUGUUCUGGCAAUAGAUGCGAUCCACCAGUUGGGUUUUAUCCAUCGGGACAUUAAACCAGACAACCUUUUGUUGGAUGCCAAGGGUCAUGUGAAAUUAUCUGAUUUUGGUUUAUGCACGGGAUUAAAGAAAGCUCACAGGACCGAAUUCUACAGAAACCUUACACACAAUCCACCAAGUGACUUCUCAUUUCAGAACAUGAACUCAAAGAGGAAAGCAGAAACAUGGAAGAAAAACAGGAGACAACUGGCAUAUUCCACAGUUGGGACACCAGAUUACAUAGCACCAGAAGUAUUCAUGCAGACUGGUUACAACAAAUUGUGUGACUGGUGGUCUCUGGGAGUGAUUAUGUAUGAAAUGCUAAUAGGAUACCCACCUUUCUGCUCUGAAACACCUCAAGAAACAUAUAGAAAAGUGAUGAACUGGAAAGAAACUCUGGUAUUUCCUCCAGAGGUGCCUAUAUCUGAGAAAGCCAAGGAUUUAAUUCUUAGAUUUUGUAUUGAUUCUGAAAAUAGAAUUGGAAAUAGUGGAGUAGAAGAAAUAAAAGGUCAUCCUUUUUUUGAAGGUGUAGACUGGGGGCACAUCAGGGAAAGGCCAGCAGCAAUCCCUAUAGAAAUCAAGAGCAUCGAUGAUACUUCAAAUUUUGAUGACUUUCCUGAGUCUGAUAUUUUACAACCAGUGCCAAACACCACAGAACCAGACUACAAAUCCAAAGACUGGGUUUUUCUCAAUUAUACCUAUAAAAGGUUUGAAGGGUUGACUCAGCGUGGCUCUAUCCCUACGUACAUGAAAGCUGGGAAAUUAUGAAUGAAGAUCACAUUCGCCCACAACCAAGAGAACUCAGGUAGCUGCAUCACCAGGCUUGCUUGGCGUAGGUAACAAUACACUGAAAUACUCCUGAAGAUGGUGGUGCUUAUGACUACAAGAGGAAAUUCUACAGGAUUAGGAUUUCUAAGACUACUAUAGGAAUUGGUUGGCAGUGCCAGCUGGCUUUUUUUUUUUUUUUAAUAUUUUAUUAUUUUUGUUAACUUUAUUAUACGAAGGUACUGGAAUAAAAGAAACAUACAUCCCUUUCUAACUGCACUGCCUACAUGCAUAUUAAGGUCCAUUCUGCCUGUGUGUGCUUGUACUGUAACACCUCUAAUCAAUUCAGGAGAAACACAUAUCAUUCAAAGCAACAUAGGCUAACCUGUAGGUAACACUGCAGUACUGCUGUUUUACUGCAAAUCUCAUGGGUCUAGAUAAUCAGUAAAAGCCAUCUUCUGUAGCUGGUGUUAGGAAUACUUGCCCUGUUGAUUUGGACAUCUGUAGAAUAUAUAUGAAGACAAUAUCUAUAAUGAUUUUAAGAAAUUGAAAAAAAGGAAAUACACUGGUUAUUUAAAAAAUAAAAUUGAUUAUCACGUUAUAACACAAACUCCUCAGUAGGGAGUAAUAAGUUUAUAAUAAGGAGGAAGUUUAACACCUACACUCAAGCACUCCACUAAUAUAUUUACUUUGCAUUCGGAAAUACUGAUGACCUUUAUAUACAUAGUCUGUAUACUCAUAGGGGAGAGAUGUACUGUAUUAUAUAAAAUGUAAAGUUGCUUUUCUUGUGACAGGAGGACUUUUUUAAUAAGAGGACAUGGCAAUAUUUUAAUUUGAUUAUGGUGAGUUGAAUAUAAGAAAUGACCAUGAAAGCUGCUUGUAGAACUAGUGUAUUUUUAUUAAACUAUUUUUUUAAAUGUCAAACUUCUCAUCAUGUAAAUGAACUUGUAGAGUACAAAGAGCUAUUUACUUUGGUUUUCUAGAAAGUCGUUACAUAUCACGGCUGGUUAACUUUUUUUUUAUGAAAAAUUUUUCUUUGAUAGUACUUGUAUUAUUGUGCCAUUAUUUUCUUAUACUCCAAAUGUACCAAAGAUCCUGAACAGAGUGGAUGUUCCCAAGUGAGUAGAAUUUUACUUUCCUGUGGGAAUGCUGUAUUCAGAAAUGACAGAUCUUUGAUAGAGGUCGUCUUAUGGAAGGCGGUGGAGGGGGGGCAGAAUUGUUCAUGUUUAGCUACAUCACCGUGGUUACUGUAAAUGGACUUAAGGAGGUAAAUGCAGGCCAGAGGGGUAGUGAUUACCGGGUAGGGGAGAUAAUGUCAUCAAAUUCUUUGAGUAUUUCCCUAAGAAUUAAAUAAUCUUUUCUAGCUCACCAUUUUAAUUCUAAAAUGAUUCUCUGCAGUCUUGCAUUCUUAAGUACUAGUUGAGGAAUAAUACUUUAUCAAAGAAGGGCCUAAUGUUUGUCUUAACUAUUGAUAGAAUGUUUUGAAGAUACAACAAUUAUAACUAUUCCACAUGACCUGUGAUCAAAAUCUAAAAUAAUUUUUUAUUUGUAGGGAUAUUCUUAAUGGGGAAGAAUUGCACAGGAUCAUUAUGCAAAUCUACAAAAGCUUUUAUAAAUGUUGCUGCUCGGUAAUUUCACAGUGUUUUCAAUAAGGCCGUCCUGGGGUCUCCCCAACCCCAGCACACCCCCAGUUCUCUCUCUUUCUCUCCCUUUUCCCUCUCUUUCAUUCUUUUAUUCUAGCAUUCGUUUAAUACUUAUUAUGUGUUCAUCUAAUACUUCAUCUCCUUUUUUCUUAUGUCAUUCAUGUAGCUGAGUCCCUAAGAGAGAGAACUAUUAAAAUUCUAAGGUCAUCUCAAUUUUACUAACUCUGGAUUUUCUAAUUAAAAGGCUUCUAAUAUUAAAAAAGAAACUUUAACUUCUGCUCAGUUUUAUGAGAUUUUUCUCACCCCACCUCACCACCACCACCACCACCACCACCAUCACCCCUUUUCUUAAAGGACUGUUUUGCUACUGUGGUAGUGAAUGAGUAAAAGGAAACUGCAGUAUUCUCUAGUUCUAAUGUGGUACCUAUUCUAGUACAGAAAAAUCAUUAAUUCAAGUUGUCAGAGAAAGAUAGAUAAAGAAGCUGAAUUGAAUCAAAGUUUAAUUUUUUAAUUGAAUAAGAGUAGAGCAUUUUAUUUUCCUUCUCCCUUUUUUAAAAGAGUCUCAUUUCCCUGCAGUUAACAGAGUGAUUCACAAUCUUUGGGGUUUCCUCCUCAUCAAAAGCAUUUCUUAAGUGCCUAUCUAAAAGCAAAUAAAGACUGUGUUUGCCCUUUGGAAGCUAAGAAUUUGAUUCAUGAUGCAAAUUAGCUAGAUAAUUUGCGAAGAACUCUUGAGAUUGAAUUUUCCCUAUUAUACAUUUCUCAUAUUUUAGGCGAACCAUUUAAUUUAAAUGACAAAACCCUAUCUAAUCAACUGGGCAUAAUGACAUUUUCUUUAAAUUAGACUCUAUUUUGAAUUAAAGAGUUUUAUUAUAAACUGUGUGUUUUUGGUUUUUCUAAGUAUAUAGAAAGCUUGUACAAUUCAGAUUUAUUGAUUUCCUGAUUUAAUGUAGACUUUGACUUUUUUUAUUAAAAACCUUUGUAUUAAAGCAAGUUAUGUUAUUUUUCUUUUAUGCUUUUCUUUUCUAUUAACAUAGCUUUAAAUCUUAAAAUUUAUUGAAGCACAGUGCUAUCUGAAUAGAAGGAAUUUCUUAUAAACUAACCUUUUCUGAAUGGACUAUAUAGCUGAUUUAAUGUUAUUAGUUGAAUUAAAAUAAGAAAUGUGGAAUAUUCAAAACUUUCUUUGGUUGCUGAGGGUUAAGAUAGGGUUUCAUUUAUUUCUAUAAAAGCAUAUUUUUCCUGUUUUUUAAACACCUGUAUAUCUUUGUGAAAAUCUGUAAAAUUUAAAAUAUUUUUAAGUACAUUUAUUUUUUGGUGUUUUGCUGUAGAAAACCUAUAGACAAUCCAAUCAAUCAAUCAGUCAAUCAAUCAAUGUCUACUGGUAGGAGAAACAGCUAUCCUUCUUUGGUGAUCUACAAAUGAAUGAAUUGAAAUUUUAAUCAAUAGAGAGGUCCCUGGUUACUGAACAUUUUCUCUCUUUGAAUUGCUAAGAUUCAGAACAUUCAAAAUAACUGAUUUGCUACAACCAUGGUUAUUUCCUCGUCUUUAAAUCUCAUUUUCUCUUUAGAAGUGCACUUAUUUCUGAAAAAAUUUAACGAAACACCUAGAACAAAUGUAAAUACAAGACACUUGAGACUAUUACAGAUAUUUUAGAUUUUUAUGAAAAAAAUGUGAGGGGAUAUUGCUUCUUUAAAAGGGAAUGGAGUAAAAAAUAGAUCUUAGUUAUUUUUGAAAAAGCAAUAUAAAUUAUUCAGCAGUUGUCUAGAAAAAUAAUCAUUAGGCUCUUGAGUUCUGUGUUCAGUUACUGAAUUUCAAAAAAAAAAAUGUUUUGGUGGCAUGAGGCCUUUUUCACUGAAGGUAAGAAAAGAAUAAAAACUGUUUAUAAAAUU
This is a messenger RNA of Pteropus alecto (black flying fox), 4864 nucleotides long. It is a transcript of the gene STK38L, whose product is annotated as serine/threonine kinase 38 like. The annotation marks the transcript as partial. Lineage: Eukaryota; Metazoa; Chordata; Mammalia; Chiroptera; Pteropodidae. The record is from RefSeq and is a predicted model, not a curated record. Gene Ontology annotation, molecular function: ATP binding; protein serine/threonine kinase activity. The transcript has 13 exons. Gene Ontology annotation, biological process: intracellular signal transduction; peptidyl-serine phosphorylation.